AUGAGAGUAGGUACCCGCAAAAACCCUCAUGAAUCAGACCGCCCCCUGGAACCGCACCCCCUCCCCCCCUUCCUUCCUCCACACCCCUGCUCCACCCACAGUAGUCCUUGCACUGUCCUGCACACGGCAGCCAGUCCCCCCACCCCUCCAGUCCCCGCCACAUCCCCCCCACAGCAGCAGCCACGGGAGGGGGGAGGCAGGGCAGAGGGUGGUGCUGCAUUGGCUCACGGCGGCCACCAUAUCCACACCACCUCCCCCCCAACAGUCGCAGUCGCAGAGGGGAAGGCGACGGGGGAGGUUGGGGCGGCGGAUAGCAGGUGGGGCGGCGGGGAAGAGGAGGUGCGGCGGAGUGUUGCUGGUGCUGUUACUGGCGGUCGUGGGUGUCGCUGGCGUUGUCGCUGCUGGCGUUCCCGCCACGCCCUUUUCCCGUCCCUCUCCUCCCCCACAGCGACUGUGGCUACACACGGGAACAGCCGCGAAAGCGGGUGA
Messenger RNA from Closterium sp. Naga37s-1, 489 nucleotides. Lineage: Eukaryota; Viridiplantae; Streptophyta; Zygnematophyceae; Desmidiales; Closteriaceae. The record is from the annotation of a GenBank genome assembly.